UAAAAAUAAAAAUUAAAAAAAUAUUUUAAUGCUUCAUCUUCGUUGUGUACUAGUUGGGGAUCCCUGCGUAGGAAAAACUUCCUUGGUUGUGUCAUACACAAGAAAUGGAUUUUGUGAGCGUUAUUGUCCAACAGCAUUUGACAAUUAUUCUGUAACAGUCUGUGUAGAUGGAAAACCUUUGCGGUUAGAAUUGUGUGACACUGCAGGAAGGUCAGAAUUUGAUACAAUUCGUCCUUUGGGUUAUGCUGAUGCUUCUGUUUUUUUGUUGUGUUUUAAUGUUGCAAAAAUAUCCACAUUACGUUCAGCUACGCAACGUUGGCUGCCAGAGAUACGUGCAUUAGCUCCUUCUGCACCUAUUAUAUUGGUGGGAACUCAAUCCGAUCAGAGAAUGAACACUCGCCGAGGAGAAGCUAUAGAACCUAGCGUUAUGGGACAGUUAGCUUCUAGACUACAGUUACAUUGGCUGGAAUGUUCUGCUGUUACACAACAGAAUUUAAAGGAAGUAUUUGAUCUGGCUAUUUUACAUGCUUUAUGUCACCACCGAAGGGUAAUAACAACAAAUAUUGCACAACAACAACAAAAUCAAAAUAUUAAUCCAAAUUUUAAUAAUACAAUUUUUGUUGAAAAAGAAGAACAACAAAGACAACAACGUCCAACAAAUACACCAAAAAAUAGUGGAGGGGGACUUAAACAGAAUUUAAGACGAUUGGUAGCAAUUACAAAAAGAAAGUUCAUGUAA
Meloidogyne enterolobii is the source of this 739-nucleotide messenger RNA. The record is from the annotation of a GenBank genome assembly. NCBI's taxonomy places the organism in Eukaryota, Metazoa, Nematoda, Chromadorea, Rhabditida, Meloidogynidae.